This is a messenger RNA of Boleophthalmus pectinirostris (great blue-spotted mudskipper), 3602 nucleotides long. It is a transcript of the gene aars1, whose product is annotated as alanyl-tRNA synthetase 1. Gene Ontology annotation, molecular function: amino acid binding; alanine-tRNA ligase activity; aminoacyl-tRNA deacylase activity. Gene Ontology annotation, cellular component: cytoplasm; mitochondrion. Gene Ontology annotation, biological process: tRNA modification; alanyl-tRNA aminoacylation. The transcript is spliced from 20 exons. Bases 20 to 3034 code for a protein of 1004 amino acids. The record is from RefSeq and is a predicted model, not a curated record. NCBI's taxonomy places the organism in Eukaryota, Metazoa, Chordata, Actinopteri, Gobiiformes, Gobiidae.
UGUCCAAUCAGCGAAGGUUAUGGGGCGGGGCCGUUUUCCUGCGCUUUCCUCUUGGUUGUGCAGCGUGGACAGAGCGGUGUCACUGGGAGCCUUUACUCACACAUUCUCCGUCCAAACCCGUUUCUACCAGAAAAUGGACACUUCUUUGAGUGCAUCUCAAAUUCGUGAGAAGUUUAUUGACUUCUUCAAGCGAUAUGAACACCAGUAUGUCCAUUCAUCAGCCACCAUCCCCCUUGAUGAUCCUACACUGCUUUUUGCCAACGCUGGAAUGAACCAAUUCAAGCCUAUCUUCCUGAACACCAUUGACCCAUCUCACCCAAUGGCCAGACUGAAGCGUGCAGCUAACACACAGAAAUGUAUACGUGCAGGAGGGAAACACAAUGACCUGGAUGAUGUUGGUAAAGAUGUGUACCAUCAUACAUUUUUUGAAAUGCUUGGGUCCUGGUCAUUUGGAGACUACUUUAAGCAUCUGGCCUGUAAAAUGGCCUUAGAGCUUCUUACACAGGAGUUUGGAAUUUCCAUUGAUCGUCUAUACGUCACUUACUUUGGUGGAAGUGCUGAAGCUGGUCUAGAACCUGACCUGGAGUGCAAACAGAUUUGGAUUGACCUUGGUGUUGCAGAGGCUCGUAUAUUGCCUGGUAAUAUGAAGGAUAACUUUUGGGAGAUGGGUGACACUGGCCCUUGUGGACCCUGCAGUGAGAUCCACUAUGACCGCAUUGGUGGGCGUGAUGCCUCUCACCUGGUCAACAUGGACGACCCAAAUGUUUUGGAGAUCUGGAACUUGGUGUUCAUCCAGUUUAACAGGGAGUCAGAGACUGUGCUGAAGCCUCUGCCUAAGAAAAGCAUUGACACAGGAAUGGGCCUUGAACGCUUGGUGUCUGUCCUGCAGAACAAGAUGUCAAACUAUGACACCGAUCUCUUUCUUCCAUACUUUGAUGCUAUUCAGAAGGGCACAGGGGCCCGUCCAUACACUGGGAAAGUGGGUGCUGAAGAUGAAGAUGGCAUUGAUAUGGCUUACCGAGUUCUGGCUGAUCACGCUCGUACUAUUACCAUUGCUCUGUCUGAUGGAGGUCGGCCUGACAACACAGGAAGAGGGUAUGUGUUGAGGAGGAUUCUGCGCCGUGCAGUCCGUUAUUCCCAUGAGAAGCUUGGAGCUAAGAGAGGCUUUUUUGCCUCACUGGUGGAUGUGGUGGUGGAGUCCCUUGGCAAUGCAUUCCCAGAGCUCAAGAAAGACCCAGAAAUGGUGAAAGACAUCAUCAAUGAAGAGGAGGCCCAAUUCCUGAAAACCCUCAGCAGAGGGCGCAGAAUCCUCGACCGAAAGAUCAUGAGUCUUGCUGACAGCAAGACCAUUCCUGGUGACACAGCAUGGUUGUUGUAUGACACGUACGGUUUCCCCCUGGACUUGACUUCUCUGAUAGCAGAGGAGAAGGGGAUGCAGGUGGACCUGGCUGCGUUUGAAGAGGAGAAAAAGGCGGCACAGCUGAAGUCACAGGGCAAAGGUGCAGGAGGCGAGGAUCACAUCAUGCUUGACAUUUACGCCAUCGAAGAGUUGAGAAACAAGAACGUUCCGGCCACAGACGACUCCCCCAAGUACAAGUACAGCUCUGAUGAAAAGGGCAGCUACGUGUUUGAAGAGGCCACAGCCACAGUUCUGGCCUUGCGGCGUGACCGUGCCUUCUGUGACGAGGUGACCACGGGGCAGGAGUGUGGGGUGCUUCUGGACCAAACUUCCUUCUACGCAGAACAGGGAGGGCAGACUUUUGACGAGGGCUACAUGCUCCGGGAACAUGACAGUGCAGAAGAUCGUAUGGAGUUCACAGUUAAGAAUACACAAGUCAGAGGGGGCUAUGUCCUGCAUAUCGGUACAGUUUAUGGCACACUUAAAGUUGGUGACCGUGUUACUCUACAUGUAGAUGAGGCUCGUCGGAGGCCAAUCAUGAGCAACCACACUGCUACACACAUCUUGAACUUUGCGUUACGAGGGGUUUUGGGUGAAGCAGACCAGAGAGGCUCCCUGGUUGCUUCAGACCGUCUGCGCUUUGACUUCACCGCCAAAGGAGCUCUGAGCACCGGGGAGGUCCGCCGCACUGAGGAGAUCGCCUCUGCUAUGAUCAGGGAUGCUAAGCCUGUGUAUGCCAUGGAGGCCCCUCUGGCACAAGCCAAAGCCAUCCAGGGGCUGCGUGCGGUGUUUGAUGAGACGUACCCAGAUCCUGUGAGAGUCGUGUCCAUUGGGAUCCCAGUCCAGGACCUGCUGGAAGACCCCAACAGUGCUGCUGGCUCCCUCACCUCCAUCGAGUUCUGUGGAGGAACCCAUCUGCAGAACUCUGGGCAUGCUGCACCGUUUGUUAUUGUCUCCGAGGAGGCCAUCGCUAAGGGCAUCCGCCGCAUUGUAGCUGUGACAGGAUCCGAAGCCCAGAAGGCCCAGAGGAAAGCUGAUGCGCUGCACCAGGCCCUGGCCGCUCUGGGAAAGACAGUGAAGCAGCAGAGCUCACCCAACAAGGACAUCCAAAAGGAGAUCGCUGACAUGACAGAGUCCAUCGGCACUGCUGUCAUCUCACAGUGGCAAAAAGAUGAGAUGAGGGAAACAUUAAAAGGCCUUAAAAAGAUCAUGGAUGAUUUGGACCGCAACUACAAGGCAGACAUCCAGAAGAGAGUCGUGGAGAAGAUUAAGGAGGAGAUUGAAAAGAACCCCAACCAAGAGUUGCUUAUCAUGGAGAUGGAGCCUGGAGCCUCUGCAAAGGCCCUUAAUGAGUCACUGAAGCUGCUAAAGACCAACUCCCCUCAGACUGCUGCCAUGCUGUUUACGGUUGACCCCGAGGCUGGCAAGAUCACAUGCCUCUGCCAGGUCCCACAGGAAACUGCAAACCGUGGCUUGAAGGCCAGUGAGUGGGUUCAGGAGCUCUGUCCCCUCUUGGAUGGGAAAGGAGGUGGGAAGGACAUGUCUGCCCAGGCUGCAGGCAGGAACACAGAGUGCCUGCAGGAGGCGCUACAGAUGGCAAACAAUUUUGCAAGACUUAAACUGGGAGAAAAUUGAAAAGGAAGUGGUGAAGUUGUGUUUAAAAAAAAUUGGGUAGAAGAGUUAACGCUCUGACUGGGCAUACUUCAACUAACCAUCUUCACUCCAUCAGACAUAAGAAAUAGCCGCAAAGCUAUACAAAAUAAGCUGCUAUUUAUUGUUUGAAUAAAAGUAACAGGAAAGUCUUAACACUUGAAAAGGUGAAGAUGCUAUCAGCAGAAGGCACCUCAGGCUGUGAGAAUAUGGUUAUUUUAAUGUCUGGCUCCAUUUAUCUUGCAUGUGUCCAUAAGGGAAGAAUAACGUGUCCUGAUUUAGCCUCUUGCACACCACAGCUGUUAAGUUUAAAACUCGGUUUAUUUUUCAGUAUCAUUUUCUCUAUGGAAGCACUUCUCCUUAAACCCUCUCAUGUAGGUACAGUGUCUUUCUGUAUGUUUUUUGAUGACUGGAUUUCACUUGUUCAUACAAUAGCUUUGUCAUGUAUAAUACCACUUGAAUGAAAAUAGUCUGUACUUGUCAUUUAAUAUUAACAUUUUAUCAUUGUAGCGUUUCACUGUCAAUGGGAAAUGAAUAAAUUUAAUGCUUAAUA